This is a messenger RNA of Siniperca chuatsi (mandarin fish), 485 nucleotides long. It is a transcript of the gene pet117, whose product is annotated as protein PET117 homolog, mitochondrial. The transcript is spliced from 2 exons. Gene Ontology annotation, cellular component: mitochondrion. The record is from RefSeq and is a predicted model, not a curated record. Bases 240 to 485 code for a protein of 81 amino acids. NCBI's taxonomy places the organism in Eukaryota, Metazoa, Chordata, Actinopteri, Centrarchiformes, Sinipercidae. Gene Ontology annotation, biological process: mitochondrial respiratory chain complex IV assembly.
AAGAAGAAGAAGAAGAAGAAGAAAAAUAAGCAGAAGCAGAAGAAGCAGAAGCAGAAGCAGAAGCAGAAGCAGAAGCAGAAGCAGAAGCAGCCUCCUCCUCCGAAGAAGAAGAAGAAGCAGCCGAAAAAGAAGCAGCCGAAAAAGAAGCAGCCGAAGAAGAAGCAGCGGGUGAAUGAGCUAACAGCAGUGGACAGCAGAGCCAGUUAGCAGCUGGCUAACGUGAAGCUAAUGCUAACGUGAUGUCUACAGCCUCUAAAGUGGUUCUGGGAGUUUCUGUGGUUCUGACUCUGACUACUGUGACUGCUGUUCACCUCAAACAGACCUGGGACAGACAGCGUCUCCACGAGGGCGUAGUCAGAGAUCUGGAGCGGUUGGAGAGGAAGAAGGAGAAUCUGAGGCUGCUGGAGGAGCAGAAGGCUCUGACCAGACAGCUGGAGGAGGAGAGACAACGCAGAGAGACAGAGCUCCGCCCGCAGGACCACUGA